Messenger RNA from Phycomyces blakesleeanus NRRL 1555(-), 3513 nucleotides. RefSeq lists its product as hypothetical. Gene Ontology annotation, molecular function: U3 snoRNA binding; GTP binding; GTPase activity. The transcript has 8 exons. NCBI's taxonomy places the organism in Eukaryota, Fungi, Mucoromycota, Mucoromycetes, Mucorales, Phycomycetaceae. Bases 1 to 3513 code for a protein of 1170 amino acids. Gene Ontology annotation, cellular component: 90S preribosome; nucleus. The record is from RefSeq and is a predicted model, not a curated record. Gene Ontology annotation, biological process: ribosome biogenesis; maturation of SSU-rRNA from tricistronic rRNA transcript (SSU-rRNA, 5.8S rRNA, LSU-rRNA); endonucleolytic cleavage of tricistronic rRNA transcript (SSU-rRNA, 5.8S rRNA, LSU-rRNA).
AUGGAAGACAAGACACACAAAGCGCACAACAAGAAGAAGGGAGGAAAGAAGGAAGCAAAGGCCGAGAAUAAAUUCACAAACUCAAAAAAGUCUAGCAACCCAAGGGCAUUCACUUUCCAAAGCGCCGGAAGAGCAGAAAAGACAGCCAGACGUAAUAAUGACAAUGACCAAAAGAAACUCCAUGUUCCAAUGGUCGAUCGCACACCAAUCGAGUCACCUCCCGUUGUGAUUGCAGUAGUCGGUCCACCCAACAGUGGCAAGUCAACCUUGAUUCGAUCGCUUGUGAAACGCUAUACAAAGCACAACUUGGCUGAAAUAAAAGGUCCUAUUACGGUUGUCAGUGGAAAAAAGAGACGUUUGACAUUUAUGGAGUGCGCCAACGAUAUGAACUCAAUGAUCGACGUUGCCAAGAUUGCUGAUUUGGUACUUUUGACAAUUGAUGCCAGUUUUGGAUUUGAAAUGGAAACCUUUGAAUUCCUCAACAUUCUUCAAUCCCAUGGAUUCCCCAAAGUCAUGGGUGUCCUUACCCACCUUGACAAAUUCCGUAACAACAAGGCCCUUCGUCUCACCAAAAAGAAGCUCAAGCAUCGUUUCUGGACCGAGAUUUACGAAGGUGCAAAGCUGUUCUAUCUGUCGGGUAUCAUCAAUGGAAAAUAUCCCAACAUGGAAAUCCAGAACUUGUCCCGCUUCAUCUCAGUCAUGAAGUUCCGCCCUCUCCUGUGGCGCAACACCCAUCCUUACGUCGUCGCAGAUCGUGUCGAAGACUUGACUGAUCCAGAACUCAUCCACAGAAAACCCAAUUGCGACAGAACAGUAACCUUGUACGGAUAUUUGCGUGGAACAAAUCUCAAGCCUAAUAUGCGAGUCCAUAUUCCCGGUGCAGGUGAUCACGUAUUGGCAGAUGUGUCGGUCUUGCCUGAUCCCUGUCCUUUACCAGACAAGGAACGCAAGCGCUUGGAUGAAAAGUACAAGCUGAUCUACGCACCGAUGUCCGAUGUCGGCGGUGUGAUGUACGACAAGGAUGCUGUGUACAUUAAUGUUCCCGGUCAUUUUACAAAGAAGUCUGCAUACGCACCAGCCGAGGAGCAGAACGGCCAGGAACAGGAGAAUGAGGAGGAGGAGGAGCUUCCCUAUGGCCAGGGUGAGAAGAUGGUUAUGGAUCUUCAAGAUGCCUCUGAUACCUUUGCCGAUCAGUUGGCAGAUUCGGAAUUGCGCAUCUUUUCCAACUCUGCACCAGUCAGAGCUGGUGACAUCACUGAACAAGUCCAAGACGAUGACGAAGAUGAUGAAAAGAUUAGCAUUAGUGAAUCUGUAGAACAAGAUGAUCAGGGUAGAACCAGACGCAGGGCCGUCUUUGGUGACGCUGAUCCCGAAUUCGAUGAAGAUGAUGAGGAUGACGAAGACGAAGACGAGAUGAUGGAAAGCGGCGAAGAGUCAGACGCAGAUGUACCUCAGCGUGGCACCGCACUUUCCAAGUUCGACACUCGCAACAUCCGCAAAAAGGGUGAAAAGGAAGACAAGGAAGACGCAGAAGCCGAAGACAUUCAAUUUGCUGACAGUGACAGUGAGUUUGGUCUUUCUGACGAUGAGGAAAUGAUCAAUGUCGAUGGUCGUCUUCGUCGCCAGACCGAUUCUGAUGAUGAUGAAGAUGAAGAUUUGGCUGGUGAAUUACGCUGGAAGGCUGAUCUCAAACAAAAGGCCACCAGUCUUUUCCACAACCAUCGUCGCGUGAACCUCAUGUCGCUCAUCUACAACAAGCCCGAGUUGUCUCCUGAAGAUAUUGCCUCUGGAAACUACAACGAGAAAGAGGAAUCUGACGAGUCUGAAAACGAAGAGGAGGAAGAGUUCUUCAAGCUCAAGUACGAAAACAACGACAAGGCCGUCGAAAUCAUUGAUAGUUCUCGCCAGCAACCCGAUGUAGAUAAUCUGGAGGUGUGGGAAGAUGAAGAUACGCUGGACUCCAUUCGCAACCGAUUCAUCACAGGUGAAACUGGUGAGGAUGGUGAUGAAAAACUCGAAGGCGAAGAAGAAGAGGUGUUUGGUGACUUUGAAGAUCUCGAGGACGAGGAUGCCAAUGGUAGUUCCAAGCAGGCAGAAGAGGAAGAAAAAGAGCAGGAUCCUGUCGAAGCCGAGCGUGAGAGAAUCGCCAAGCGAAAGGAACAGCUGAAGAAGAAGUUCAACGAAGAAUUCGAGGAUGAGGAUGAAGGGCCAAAGAUGGACUUUUAUGAGACCAAGAAGGCCGAAAUCGAAAAGCAGCUGAUCAUGAACCGUGCUGAAUUCGAGAAUGACGAUUCCAACACUCGUGCUCUAGUUGAAGGUUACAGACCCGGAAGCUACGUGCGUCUUUUGAUCAAGGAGAUGCCUGCAGAGUUUAUCCAAAACUUUGAUCCUACUUACCCCGUUCUUGUUGGUGGUCUUUUGACAUCUGAAGAUCAGUUUGGUUUGGUACAAGUUCGUAUUAAGCGUCACAGAUGGCACAGAAAGAUUCUCAAGACCAACGAUCCUCUUAUCUUCUCGAUGGGCUGGAGACGAUUCCAGAGUAUCCCGAUUUACUCGCUUGAUGAUGGUACCCGGAAUCGUAUGUUGAAGUACACUCCUGAGCAUAUGCAUUGUCUUGCUACAUUCUAUGGUCCUGUUCAUAUCCCCAAUACCGGUUUCUGUGCUGUCCAGUCAGUAGCAGACAACAAAACUUCAUCUUUCCGGAUAUGCGCUACAGGUGUUGUAGUAGACAUUGCACAAGCAUCCGAGAUUGUCAAGAAGCUUAAAUUGACCGGUACACCAUACAAGGUGUUUAAGAACACUGCCUUUAUCAAGGACAUGUUUACUUCUUCGCUCGAAGUUGCCAAGUUUGAAGGUGCCAGUAUCAGAACUGUAUCUGGUAUUCGUGGUCAAGUAAAGAAGGCUCUUCCCAAGCCUGAAGGACACUUCCGUGCUACCUUUGAAGACAGAAUUCUUAUGAGUGACAUUGUAUUCUUAAGAGCAUGGUAUCCUAUUAAGCCUCGCAAAUUCUAUAACCCUGUCACAUCAUUGCUCUUGUCAACAAAGUCGGACUGGAAGGGUAUGCGCCUGACAGGCCAAGUUAGACGUGAACAAGAUUUGAGAGCACCACAAAACGUGGACUCUGUUUACAAGCCAAUCGAGCGUAAGGAGCGUCGAUUCAACACUCUCAAGGUUCCAAAGAGCCUUCAGUCAGAGCUUCCAUUUGCUGCAAAACCUAAGCAAGCCAAGCCACAAAGCAAACCAACUUAUUUAGCUAAGAGAGCAGUUGUGAUGGAGCCAGAGGAAAAGAAGAUCUAUACUUUGAUGCAGCAGCUUAAUACUCUGAGGAAUGAGAAGUCUCGUAAGCGUAAGAUAAAGGAUACCGAGAGACGAGAGGUCAACGAGAAGAAGAAGGCAAAGGUUGAGGAGAAGACAGCAGAGAUGGAUAAGGAACGAAGAAAGGAUUACUUUAGAAAGGAAUCAAAGCGGGAGAUUGCCAUGAGCAAGUCUUCAAAGUUCUCAAAGAAGAAGUAA